CACGCUCAACUGCCUCCUCCUCCGCUCUGCUCUCCUUGUCGCCCAGCUAUCCUUACUCGUUGCCACAAUGCCAUCCGAACAGCCUGCGCCCACUAUCCAUGACCAAACUCCACCCGAGCAGCCCCAGGGGCAGGUCAAGCUCUGCACCGCGUGCCAUUGUCCGCUCUCCGCAGACUCAGUCAACACCUCAUUUGUACUUCACAGCGACACUGACCCGAACGAGGCUGGCAUCGUUUGCGGGCCAUGCAGCACCCGGCUUGUGUCCCCACGCUCAGAGCCGCCCACCGUCAGGGUAGAGUUCUUCGAGAUGGAGCGCGAGCUUCUCCGCCGCGCGGCUUCCUUGCAAGGAGGACACAAUGAGGCUGCUGCGUUUCGACAGGAUUCAGCUAAUCAUGCCUCACAUAUGACUGGCGCACCGUUCUACGAUCCGCUUACGGAUAUGGACAUCUCAGCGUCCAGCUCAUUGUCGUCCGUCUCGUCCGACCGCAACGCCUCAUGUGCACUAUCCGGUACUCUGUCGGUAGCAAUGCCAGCAUCUUCAUCACUUUCCUCCGUUCGCCCUCUACUGAACCCGAUUGAUAUCAAGUCUGCUGUCCCACAUUCAACAGUGCGACCGGUUUAUGGGUCACAGCUUUCGGCAAGUCCGCUUGCUUCAGCAUCUAGCAUCAAGUCACGGUACAAGGCAUCCCAUACAUCUUCGCCGGAUCCGUUGGUGGAUAUCAGCCGAUUGCGAGUACGGUCACAAGGUCAUCACUGUCUGUAUCCCGGUGCAACCUUCCAAGGCACUCAGAAGAGUGGCCGGAACAGCUAUGAUGUCAAUGUUACCAUUGUGGAUGUCGAUUUUGCGUCAUCUCACCUCUGUGGCUAUCUUCGCAUCCGUGGAUUAACGGACGAUUGGCCGGAACUUACCACAUACUUCGAUGCCGAGAUUAUCGGAAGUCGGUACGGCUUCUUAACUCGGAAUUGGGGAGCGAGCGAGCAGGAGGAUAUGGUGCAUUGGGCCCGCUUUCCCGCUUUCCGGCAUGUCAGGCACGAGUUGAAGAAACCUCACUUGACGAUGAAGGACGGGAAUCGUGGCGCCGUGUUCAUGAGGUGGAAAGAGAAAUUCCUGGUCCCUGAUCACCGUGUGCAGGAUAUAAACGGUGCCAGUUUCGCAGGAUUUUAUUAUGUCUGCGUUGACUUCAAUCCUCAACAAUCUGGGUCCUCUGUCAUUCACAGCCCGCAGUCGUCCACCUCACCUGAAGCGUCUUCGCAUUUUUCUUCCUCCCAGCCGACCGCGAAGCCUGAACUCAACAGCCGCGCACGACGGGCAUCCAUAAAUUCCGGUGCGCGGCGAUCAGGGCGUUCACAAUCUCGAGGCUUUCCUCCAGCGCCCGUGGCUACCAUGAGUGGAUUCUACUUCCAUCAGAACUCAGAGCCAUACCAACAACUGUCGUUGAUUCAUGUGCCGGAGCACACAACGUCCUGUUUCGAGUUCAGAUGAGGCAUUCGAUGACGAUCGUGACAUGAGAUACCCGCUUUGAAAAGCUGUCCUGGGUUCUCAGUGAGUGAGACAGCGCAUAUUAGCAUUGGUACUAUUCUCGUGAUCUGGCAUCCCGCUCUCGAAAUAUCUAAUGCGCGUUGUGAGUUCUUGUACGUACUUGAGUUACCCCCCCACCCUCACCCCCUCUUCACGGACCGCACAUCACGCAUUGCUGGCUACCUAUCUCAUAUGUCCCCGCCUCUCUACGCAUCGUGUCACGACCAGUCCUGUACGAUUAUUGUCAUGUCCAUAUCAGUACUUAUAAUUGUUGUGG
Messenger RNA from Laetiporus sulphureus 93-53, 1796 nucleotides. RefSeq lists its product as uncharacterized. The record is from RefSeq and is a predicted model, not a curated record. Lineage: Eukaryota; Fungi; Basidiomycota; Agaricomycetes; Polyporales; Laetiporaceae. The transcript has 4 exons. Bases 68 to 1483 code for a protein of 471 amino acids. Gene Ontology annotation, cellular component: extrinsic component of membrane; GID complex. Gene Ontology annotation, biological process: negative regulation of gluconeogenesis; protein targeting to vacuole; protein catabolic process in the vacuole.